Messenger RNA from Equus caballus (horse), 725 nucleotides. It is a transcript of the gene H2AB3, whose product is annotated as H2A.B histone 3. Lineage: Eukaryota; Metazoa; Chordata; Mammalia; Perissodactyla; Equidae. Gene Ontology annotation, biological process: heterochromatin formation. Gene Ontology annotation, cellular component: nucleosome; chromatin. The record is from RefSeq and is a predicted model, not a curated record. Gene Ontology annotation, molecular function: protein heterodimerization activity; structural constituent of chromatin; DNA binding.
GAGUACCGGCCGUCUUGAGAGCUUGGGGCGCCGCCGAGCCUUCGCACCUCGCCUCGCCGAACCUCACCGCACCUGGUCCCGCCGGUGGCACCUCUCCUCACCGCACCGCACCGCGCCGAGCCGAGCUGAGCCGAGCCGAGCCGAGCCGAGCCGAGCCGAGCAGAGCCGGAGGCUCCGCAUCCCACCGCGCCGCCCAAGAGCUAGGCCCGUCGGAGGAGAACGCGCAGCCCACGCCCAGCAUGCCGGGGAAUCGCAGCCGUCGUCGUCGAGGGUCCUCCCACGGCCAGGGCCGGCCCCGCUCCCGCACCGCCCGAGCGCAGCUGUUGUUUUCCGUGAGCUGGGUGGAGCACCUCCUGCGGGAGGGCCACUACGCCCGGCGCCUGAGCCCCUCCGCCCCGGUCUUCCUGGCGGCCGUCAUCCAGUACCUGACGGCCAAGGUCCUGGAGCUGGCGGGCAACGAGGCCUGCAAGAGCGGCAGGAGGCGCAUCACCCCGGAGCUCGUGGACAUGGCGGUCCACAACAACGCGCUGCUCAGCGGCUUCUUUGGCGCCACGACCAUCUCCCAGGUGGCCCCGGGCCGGGAGUAGCUGCCCAGCGCGACCCGGGUCCCCGGGCCGACCGACCGUCGGGCCCCAGGCCCGCUCACAGCCCCGGGGCGGCCCCAGCCUGUCUGGGGCCUCGGGCACAGUCAUGGGAAAUCUCUAAGAAUAAAGUGUUUCAGGAAA